UUCUCCUCCAUCCGUCUCUGGACCAAAAGAGGGAAUUAAAAUUAACUCAAGUGUGGUACUAAGCUGUGUAUCUACAGGAUUUUACCCAGAAAAUAUAUAUCUUACUUGGUGGCAAAAUAACAUGGAGCUUCCUGGAUCCAAACCAGACAUCCAUUCAUACGGUGCACACAAAACAUACCAAGUACAAAGUAACAUCACUGUUCAAGCAACAAUAGACUCAUAUAUUACCUGCAAAAUUAACCACACAUCAUUAGAACAACCUAUCAUCUCAACAUUUACAAUGAAUGACAUUGUGAAAGGAGAGCCUUCCCUUCCAUCAGUUUCUGGGCCAACGGAGCAAGUUAUGUUUAAUACAAAUGUGACAUUAAGCUGUACAUCUGUAGGAUUCUACCCUGCAGACAUCCUUGUUACCUGGUGGGAGGAUGACAGAGAGCUUCAUGCAACCCAACCAGAUGUUCGUUUAUAUGAAGAUAAGACAUAUCAAGUGCAAAGUAACAUCACCAUUCCAGCAAAAAUAGACUCAUUAAUUACCUGCACAAUUAAUCAUACAGCAUUACAGCAGCCUAUACAUUCAACCUUCAAAAUAAAUGUGAAAGUACGAUCAAGUCCUAAUAUAUUUGCAUUUUCCAAGUGA
Messenger RNA from Protopterus annectens (West African lungfish), 634 nucleotides. RefSeq names its product tyrosine-protein phosphatase non-receptor type substrate 1-like. Bases 122 to 634 code for a protein of 170 amino acids. The record is from RefSeq and is a predicted model, not a curated record. The transcript is spliced from 3 exons. NCBI's taxonomy places the organism in Eukaryota, Metazoa, Chordata, Ceratodontiformes, Protopteridae.